Messenger RNA from Oldenlandia corymbosa var. corymbosa, 2073 nucleotides. Lineage: Eukaryota; Viridiplantae; Streptophyta; Magnoliopsida; Gentianales; Rubiaceae. The record is from the annotation of a GenBank genome assembly.
UUUGAUAUUAACCCUUAGAACUUAUUGUUCCCCCAUUUACGUUUCGUCUGAAAUUCGCCGCCGCCGCCGCCACCACCACCGUCGUACUCAGUCGAGGCUGCGGCGGUAGCAGCCAACGAUGCCCAUAUGCCCUGAGAGUUCUCCAGUCUCCGUCUUCCUCGUCCUCUUGAUUCUUUUCUACAUCCCGACGCCUUCUUAUUCUUUCGACUUCUCCCUCUCCCGCUACCGCAGUCUCCUCUCUUUAUCCUACUCCCUCACCUCUCGGGUUGCCAAUCUCCGCGCCUCCCGGGGCGAAUACGCCGGAGCGGCCAGGGCCAGGGCGGUAGCCGAGAAAAUCGUGUCUUUGCAAGGACUGGGAUUUCUGAAGCUUACCUGGAAGCUCGGCUGGGACUAUCUUCGGAACUACGCUUGGCGUGACCUUAACACGGUGUCGUUUAGCAAUCUCGCCUCUGCCGUGUCGGACCUCAACGAGUUAUUGAACGCACUCAAUGAAUUGUCUCGGGUCGAUUCGGAUUCGCAGCGAGUCGCUUGGGUUAGCCAGAACUACAGUAGAGUACUGAAGGUUUCUCGGUCCUUGUUUAUCAAACUCCUGAAAGCAUGUCGUCAAUCGGGUCCAUUGAGGGAACUUGUUGAGACGAUGCAGAAAGAGGUAAUGGAGGGUGAGUUCUUGCGGGAUUGCCUUGAAUUGGGUGGCAAUGACUUGAAAGGUUUGACACAGAUUUUGAAGGACUUGGCUUCACAGUACACUGCCUCUCCAUCCGAAAGGGCUGAAUUGUGAUCAUCUCAGGUGUUCAAUGAUUGGAUCGGUAGGUUGUAGCCUGAAAAUCGUAAUGGCUCUGAUGAUUUUGUAAGUUCAUACUCAUUCAGGAACUAAAAUAGAAGAGGAAUUGCAUUUUGUCUUUUUUCGUGAUUAUUGAUAUGGAAGCUGAUGGAACAACCUUAAUUUAUCUCCACACUGUUUAGGUUGGGUGUUUGUGAUUCUUCUGAUGUUGCUUGGGUUUUGGGCUUGACUCACCCGAUUAGAUUGAAUAAUCUCUUAAUCUAUAGAAACAUAUGCAAUAUUGCUGCAUCCCUGUCUUCCAUCAGCAUUGAGUUAGUUCUUUUUUCAUCUCGAAAGCCUCAAUUUGGCUUUUGAGCAUGUUCCUUAGUUCCUGGCUAAUGGAGAAAAUGAGCAAGGCUGUUAUCUUUCCAAAAAUUAGAAGGUUUGUGCCUUUUCUGCUGAUUAAAUUCAAUUUCCUUUGACAUUUUGAGAAAGAAUGUCAUCUUACAUAGGAUUCAUGUUCCCCUGCUGUCAGUAUUUGCUGAAUUGAGGUUUCUCAUUCUCUGUUCUGAAUUCAUUAGAGUAGAGAUGAUAAUAAUGAUUUUGGUCCCAUUAUUAUAAUGGAUGAUUUUGGUUUCUCAUUCUCUCUUCUGAAUUCAUUAGAGUAGAGAUGAUAAUCAUAAUGGAUGAUUUUGGUGCCAUUAUUGUCAUCAUUAUUUGGUGUUGGAGGGUGAGGUGUAAAAAAGCUGUACUGUUGUUGUGUUUCUUGUUUGUGUUGUGCCUGGUGUCUGGUUUCUUAUGGCUUCAACUUGAUUCAGAUAUUCAUGGUUCUGACAUCAUUCUGUAUAUUGUUGGUGCCCAAUCGAGGCCUUUCCUUCUGCUUGCUCAACUUGAUUUGAGUUAUUAAGUUGCUGUUCUUAACUAAGUAGGUGCUGCAGGAGAGUUUGGAACUCUGACAUGAUCAGCUGGAUAUCAUAUCAGCUUUGCAGAGAUUAAGAAUCUUUUAACCCGAUCUUUGUGUCUCUGGGUGUCUACUGGGAAGGGUGCUUUCUAGAUUCACUGUUAAUUGUAAGUUGUUGCAACCCAUUAAAUGUAGUUUGUUUUCUUCACGAAAUUGCAAAGUUUAAUUCCCUUUAACCCGAAAUCCCGUAACUGUGUUGACCAGUGGAAGUUAAUUUGCCUACAAGUUAACCCUCUAUAAGAAUUUUGUGUACUUACCCCUUCUUCAUGGACCUACAUGUACAUUCUUGCUCCUUUUGUUUGCUCAUUCCUGAAUGAACAAAUUUGUCCAUAUUUAUUUGUGGAAUUAUUAU